Molecule: messenger RNA, 1707 nt
Organism: Dichotomopilus funicola
Lineage: Eukaryota; Fungi; Ascomycota; Sordariomycetes; Sordariales; Chaetomiaceae
Exons: 5
Coding region: 1-1707 (568 amino acids)
Source: RefSeq, a predicted model, not a curated record
AUGAAGCAAGCCAGUCUCGUGUAUUCUUUGGCCAGCCCAGCACUGGUGAAAAGUCAGGCUACGGUCGCUAGCUCGGUAGACAGCAACGAUGUCCUUGACGGCUACGUGAGCUAUAGCAUCGAAUUCUCAAGCUUCCCAGAGUUUGCAGGAAACGAUUCGCACCCCAACACCUUCUCGGACACGCUCCUAGAUAACCUCGGACAAUUCCUCGGGCGCAAGCCAUACAUACGCGUCGGUGGAAACACCCAAGACUAUGCUCUGUACGAUGCUUCGCUGCCCAUUGCCCUCAACGGGACCGUCGACCCGGACCGGUCGCCGGACUACCCCACCACCAUCACGAUUGGCCCGUCGUACUUUGAGUCCUACACCACCUGGAAGGACGUCAAGUUCUCCCACGGCUUCAACCUCGGCCUCGGUGGGAGCAAGUCCGAGGGAUGGCAAACUCUGCUCGACACUGUGCCCUUGGCCUGCCAGACCUUGGGCGACGGAAAGCUGUAUCUUUGGGAGUAUGGCAACGAACCCGACCUGUUUUCCACUUCCGCCCAGGGGCCCGUGAGGUCGUCUGAUUGGAACGAGGCUCAGUACGUCCAGCAAUGGCAGAAUGGCACUCGGCAGAUCAAGGCGCUCCUCGAGGAGCAUUGUCCCGAGUUGACAGAGAGGAGUGUUUACGGCUACUUGGCCCCGUCUUUUGCAGGGACGGGGAACACCCUCAAAGCUGCGGAUGCGUGGGCCGAGGGGCUCAAUGAUGACAAGGACAUUACGUUCUUUUCGACUCACAACGGCGCAGCCUCUCCCGGCGUGACCCUCCAAGGGACGCUCAUGAACCACGCGGUCACAAAACGGUCCGUGGACGCCCACGUCGACGAAUACAACGCCAUUCUCUCACAAUCUUCCUCUUCCGACGACCCCGUGCCGCCCCUCAUCUUCGGUGAAACCAACUCGCUCUACAACCAGGGCCGUCCGGGUUUAUCCAACACGUUUGGUGCUGCCCUCUGGGGCGUCGACUUUAACCUCUACUCGGCCUCGGUCGGCUUCAAGCGCGUGCACAUGCAUAUGGGGACAAAUUACCGGUACGCCGCCUGGCAACCCGUCUUAACCGACCUCGCCACCCUCGGCACCAAAGCCCCCUACUACGGUUCCAUCACCGUCGCCGCAGCACUCGGCUCAGACCCAGCAACAGUCGUCUCCAUCCCCCUCACAUCCUCCUCCGUCUCCUCCUCGUCCUCCUCCACCGCCUCUACUUCAUCCACCUCCGCCAACUCAUCUGACGACAACGCCAACACCUCCGCCGCCGCCGACGACCUCCAACCCGAAGCAGCCUACGCAAUCUACACCUCCCAGGGCACCCACCUCACCCGCCUCGUAAUCCUCAACAUGCGCUCCUACAACACCACCCGCGACGGCGCCGGUCUCGAGCCCGUGCCCUCCCCGCCACCACGCGGCGAAACCGAGUACGCCUUCGCCCUGGAUAUCACCGGCGCUUCUUCCGCCAACAAGAUACAAGUCGGUCAGGAACUUACCGUGCGCCGGUUGCUUGCGAAUGGGAGUGAUGCGAUCACGGGGAUUACGUGGGAUGGGUGGAGUUAUAAUUAUGAGUUGGAGGGCGGGAAGCCGGUGAGGUUGGAUAAUGUGACAGUGGGGGAGACGGUGGUGGUUGGGGAGGAUGGGGUGGUCAAGGCAAGGGGGGGAAGGAAACCAGUAGUAUGA